AACCGUGUGGUGGAUUCUUCGCCGCUGCGUACCGUUAUCGCUGGAAAGAGGUUUGCGAUAUAGCAGGUCACCUGAUUGACGGAAGGCCAGGCAUGUGACGUCUGCACCACCAUGCCCGUGCUGCCGACGCUCGCCGCGCCGCUGCUCCGGCCACAUCCGCGUCUUCCUCCGCCACCGCCCACCGCUUUCUCCUCCUCCUGGAGCUGCCAAACGAAGGGCAGGCUCUUGCACCCGGGGCUCUUCGCCACCGGCGCCGACGUCCCCGGCUGCGGAGGCACGCUCCCGGAACCAGAGCAGCGCGUCCCGCUCCUCCUCGCUGCUCUCCGCGCCGCUCGCCUCAGGGAAGAAGAAUCACGCCGCUCAGAUCCCCUUUUUAUUGAUCCAUAUGCUGCUGUGCUACUUUCACUUGAUGUGGCGCAUCAAGCUUCGGAAUCUCUCGUCUCUCCUUUAAUGCCAUCUGCAGAUCAUUAUAGGCUAACUACUAGAUAUCUUGAUGAGAAACUGCAACAUUUGAUAAGCAGGUCAGACAAUUUUAGACAGAUUGUUUUAUUGACAGAUGGAAUGGACACUCGUCCAUAUAGGCUUAGCUGGCCAAGGAUGUCUAUCGUGUACGAUGUAUCACCUGGAAGAAUCUUCAGUACAGCAGCCCAGCAACUCAGAGGAGCAGGAGCAAAAAUAUCGCGGAACUGUGUUCUGUUUCAUACUCCUUUAGAGUCUCCUGAUUUACAAGAGGGCCUGUGCAAAAAUGGCUUCAAUGGUAAUAGGCCAAGCUUGUGGGUACUACAGGGUUUACCUUUGUCCUCUUCUUCAAGCUUCAAAAGACUUUUGCUCGUUAUAAGCAAUUUAGCAAUGAAAGGGGGUAUCUUCAUAGGAGAGGUGCCACAUUUUCCAGACUGGACGGCAGCAGCAGACAUGGUCCCCGAACAAGACAGGCUGGAAAACCUUUUCUUUACCCACGGUUUCCGGGUUGGCUUUGUUCUCUAUGAAAAUGUUGCAAAGGAUCUGGGCUUAGAUCUAGCUCCUGAAAAGGAACAAUGUGGUAGAAUUCUUUUUGUUGCAGAACAGCUGCGGUUUUCAGAUGCACAGAUGGAGAGCUUCUGGACGCAUUUUGAUAGGACAGAGGAGGAUGCUGAUGAAGAAGGAUUCGAGGAACUUUAGUUCCAUAUUGGAUUGGAUGCCGUUGAGGUUUGAGAAUGGUUUUGACUUGUCGGGAAACGCUAGGGCUUUCUACGACGAUCAUCAUGCUGGUUAAUUCUUUCUAAGUUUCCAUUUGGAGAGUAAGAAGUAAUCAUCGAUUUUCAGUUGUGUGUUGUUGGUUACAGAUGUCUCAUGUUCAAUUGUGGUUCCUUAUGUAAGAUCGGGUACUUUCCAAGACUUUCACGUUGUACAACUGUUUUCCUUUGAAGAACCAAGUGCAAAAUUUGUGUCGUCUA
Hordeum vulgare subsp. vulgare (domesticated barley) is the source of this 1433-nucleotide messenger RNA. Its product is annotated as O-methyltransferase 1, chloroplastic. The coding region runs from base 112 to 1158 and encodes 348 amino acids. NCBI's taxonomy places the organism in Eukaryota, Viridiplantae, Streptophyta, Magnoliopsida, Poales, Poaceae. Gene Ontology annotation, molecular function: methyltransferase activity. The transcript is spliced from 7 exons. The record is from RefSeq and is a predicted model, not a curated record. Gene Ontology annotation, biological process: methylation.